Molecule: messenger RNA, 3127 nt
Organism: Meriones unguiculatus (Mongolian gerbil)
Lineage: Eukaryota; Metazoa; Chordata; Mammalia; Rodentia; Muridae
Gene: Cbarp
Product: CACN subunit beta associated regulatory protein
Exons: 10
Coding region: 279-2378 (699 amino acids)
Biological process (GO): negative regulation of voltage-gated calcium channel activity; negative regulation of calcium ion-dependent exocytosis
Cellular component (GO): secretory granule; plasma membrane
Molecular function (GO): transmembrane transporter binding
Source: RefSeq, a predicted model, not a curated record
CAGACGCGGCGGCGAGAGCGGCGGGGGCGGCCGGCCUGCGGGACCGGGCGGCUACCGGGGACACCGAGCCAGGGGCCGGAGCGGGCGCACCGCCAACGCGAUCACGUGCGCGCGGCCCCUCCUCUCGCGCGCGCCACCCCCGCGCGCCGCUGUCUCCAUUCAUAAAUUCUCCGCCGGCUCCGCGGCCACCGAGCUCCAGAGCCAGCCGGGAGCGCCGUGCAUCCGCCGCCCGCCCUCCCGCCGCCCAUGGGCCGCACGCCCCGGCGCUGAGCCUCAGAAUGCAGCCCACGGCCACCAUGGCCACCGCGGCCGCCACCACCGCCACCGAUGCCCUGACCACUUCGUGGGAAAAUGCCACCAUCCGUCCCACGGCGGAGCCUGACCCCAUCUUGGACAACUACGUGCUGCUGGUGGUGGUGAUGUCGCUGUUCGUCGGGGGCACGCUGGUGGUGCUGUCUGGCGUUCUUCUGCUCUGCAAACGCUGCUGGGAGGUGCACCAGCGCUUCAACAGGGCCAUGGACGAAGCGGAGAAGACCACCACCACCUACCUGGACAACGGCACCCACCCCAUACAAGACCCCGACUGCAGGAGGGAAGACCCCGAGUGUCAGGACGCCGAGACGGGGCGCUUCCUAGCCACCAGUUCCACCGGCCGCCGGGUGUCCUUCAACGAGGCUGCCCUGUUUGAACAGAGCCGCAAGGCUCAGGACAAGGGCCGCCGGUACACCCUGACAGAGGGGGACUUCCAUCACCUCAAGAAUGCCCGCCUCACUCACCUCCACCUACCGCCCCUCAAAAUCGCUACUAUCCAUGAGUGUGAUUCGGGCGAGGCCAGCGCAGCGGCCACGCCCCACCCAGCUACCACCCCCAAGGACAGCUUGGCUAUUUUCCAGCCCCCUGGGAAGGCUCUCGCUGGCCGCUCAGUCGGUCCCAGCUCUGCCCUGCCAGGUGAUCCCUACAACUCUGUGGACUUCUCAGAGAUCAGCCCCUCGGCCUCCAGCGACUCCGGGGAGGCCGCCUCGUUAGAUGCAGGCACAUGCGGUCCCAAGGCCGCCGGGCCCGGGCCUGAGACGGAGGCUGGGGAGAUGGGCCCGGGCUCUUCGGGGGCCGGCACUGUGCUGCAGUUCUUUACGAGGCUUCGCCGCCAUGCCAGCCUGGAUGGGGCCAGCCCCUACUUCAAGGUCAAGAAGUGGAAGCUGGAGCCUAGCCAGAGGGCAUCCAGUUUGGACACGAGAGGCUCUCCUAAGCGGCACCAUUUUCAGCGGCAGCGGGCAGCCAGUGAGAGCAUGGAGCAGGAAGGCGAUGUCCCCCACGCGGACUUCAUUCAGUACAUCGCCAGCGCAGGCGACUCGGUGGCUUUCCCACCCCCCCGCCCCUUUCUGGCCAGCCCCACCAGCCCGCCCCCCACUCUCGGCAGGCUAGAGGCAGCUGAGGCGGCGGGAGGAGCAAGCCCCGAGACUCCUCCGGAGCAUGGCAUCUGUUUGGGGCCCGAGCAUGCGCAGCAGCAGGACCCGCAGCAAGAACAGGACGCCGAGCAUGCGCAGUGCAGCUACCGUGACCUGUGGAGCCUUCGUGCUUCGCUAGAGCUCCACGCGGCCACUGCGUCGGACCACAGCAGCAGCGGCAAUGACCGCGACUCAGUGCGCAGCGGGGACAGCUCAGGCUCGGGCUCUGGGGGUGGCGGCGCAGCACCCGCCUUCCCGCCUCCUCCCGAGUCUCCGCCCGCCUUGCGGCCUAAGGACGGCGAGGCCCGCCGCCUGCUGCAGAUGGACAGUGGGUACGCGAGCAUCGAGGGCCGCGGCGCGGGCGACGAAGCCGCUGAACUUCCUGUUGCGGCCCGCAGCCCUCCCCGCAGCCCGCGAGCCUGGCCACGCAGGCCGCGCCGCGACUACAGCAUCGACGAGAAGACGGAUGCUCUCUUCCACGAGUUCCUGCGCCACGACCCGCAUUUCGACGACGCACCCCGCCACCGCGCGCGUGCGCACCCUCACACCCACGCGCGGAAGCAGUGGCAACAGAGGGGGCGGCAGCACAGCGACCCCGGCGGGGCUCGCGUGGUCACGCCCCCGGGGGCCGCGCGCCCCACGCGCGCACCCCUGCGCCGCGGUGACAGCGUCGACUGUCCCCCGGAAGGCGGCCGCGCGCUGCCCGCGGCCGGCGAUGACCCUUCUAUCCCCGUCAUCGAGGAGGAGCCUGGCGGCGGCGGCGGUCCAGGCCCUGCGCCCUGUGUGGAGCCCGCCGGGGCCCUGCUGGACAAGCUGGCGGCCAGCCUCGACGAGAGACUCCUUGCCCCCCGCCUUGCCGAGCCAGUCGCUUCGUCCCCGGUGCUGGUGGUCGCUGCUGCCGCCCCCACGUCCCCCGACCACAGCCCGGUCUAAGCUCUGUGACUCGACCCGCCUCUCGGCAGCUCCUCCAGCCGCACUUGGGGCAGCCACGGGAAUGGUGGCGACAGCAGGAGAGACCUGGGGUUGCCGUGUACGGGCGCGCGGCCCAAAUCCCAAGUGCGCACGCGCAGUGCCCCCUCGGGCACUUAGCAGGGCGCAGUGGCCUCCCGAGGCACGAGGCUCCAGGACCCAGGCUCAGCUGCAGGGAGAAUGAAGAGGUCGGACUUUUGGUCCGCGUACGGUGGACAGCAGCACCCAGCUCUGGCCACAGAGGUGGGUGAGGGCAGGCUCUGAGGCGCAUGCGCAGCCUCCCUCCAGGAUCAGCUGAACGUCCACUCCUGAGCACGUGCUGGCAGUGCCACUGCUGCCUAAGCAUGCGUGAACCUCCUGGACGGGAGGGGACCACGGGGCACUGAGGACCAGAAAGGAGCUCCCUGCCCCAGACCCUGAACCCACUUACCUCGCCGUGGUGUGCGCUCGCUCGCAGCUGUGCCCUCCCUCAGCAAUAACCGCCCGCCCGCUCUCCGCAUGUGCUCAGGCCCCGCCCCGUCCUGCUCCUCCCCGAGAGCCUCGGGCUCUGCACACACGGACAGAACAGCCCAGGUGGCAGCUUCAAGUUUCCCAAGCUUUAUUUAUUGCCAAAAGAUAGGGCGGCCUCGCCGCGAGUGCCCGCCCCCUCCCUGCCCUGCGCCCUCCGUGGGUAGUUGUGUUGUCUGGUUGAUCAUAAAUGUCUCUGCAUAUUC